UGCUACAGGCUCCACAUAACGGCUGCAGCUGGUUAAUACUCCACUAAAACGCUUUGUUAACAAGCCGCCUGGCCCGUUCCGUCCCUGCUCCAGUUUCCGGUCUGUGUGUGUGGAGUGGAGCAGAGGUGAAGCCGUCACAUGAUUGCUGCGACCGCUCAGCAGCAGCAGCAGCAACAGCAGCAAGCGGGGCUCCGUGGAAAACACACGGCUUUGUUUCCCACCCAGCAUCCCCCCACCCUACACACACACACUCACUCACUUACACACACACACACAACACCUCCUCCACCGCCGCAUCUCUGCCUCUAGUCAUGCCAUGGAUACUUUGUGGCAAUACCAGUUCCGAAUCAUCCUGCUGGGGGACUCCACCGUGGGCAAGUCGUCGCUGCUGAAGCGCUUCACGGACGGGAUUUACAGCGACGUGGCGGAUCCCACGGUCGGGGUGGAUUUCUACGCCCGCUCGCUGGACAUCGAGCCCGGGGUGAAAAUCAAGCUGCAGCUCUGGGACACGGCCGGACAGGAGCGGUUCAGGUCCAUCACAACAUCAUACUACCGCAACUCUGUUGGAGGGCUGCUAGUCUUUGACCUCACCAACCGCAAGACCUUUGACCAUGUGAGAGAAUGGCACAAGGAGGUGAGCGAGCACAUCCUGCCCCACCACAUGGUCUACAUUCUCAUCGGCCACAAGAGCGACCUCAACAAGGACCGCAAGGUGAGCCGGGAUGAGGCCGAGCAGCUUGCCGCCGAUCUGGGAAUUCGCUACAUCGAGACAUCGGCUAAGUGCAACAGCAAUGUGGACCGGGCGUUCGAGCUGCUGACCAGAGAUAUCUUCGAGCUGAUGAAGAUGGGGGAGAUUGUUACCCGUGAUGGCUGGGAUGGCGUUAAAAGUGGCCUCACUGCAAAGGUCCUCUACCCGGGUGAUGAUGAAGAGGAAAUUGCGACUGCUUCCCCAGAGAAGGGCUGCCACUGCUAAAUGCUGAUACUUUGUGUUCAUAAACUGUCCCAUCGCACUGAAAUCUCACUUUGUCUUGCGGCCAUCCAUAGAAACCAGACCACUCUGGAUCAGAACCCUGUGAUGUAGCCACUGUUCCUUCCUUACUUUGUGACUUGUACCCUUGUCUUUGUUUGGGUCACUCUAAGAGCUGGGAUUAUUGCAAGGAAAUGGGCAUUCCAGUCUUUUUGGCAGUUGGAAUCUAUAUAGUGAGGCAUAACACCAGGAGCAUAGAGCCUUACCCAAUGUGAAAAACAGAACCUAGCCAUAUGCCCUUCUCAGUACAGGAGCAAACGCACUUAUGAUUGUAAGGUCUGCCUGUCAAAGUUUGUGCAAUGUUUUGCCUACAUGCUGUUGUAACUCUCGUAGAUUAUAAAAACUAUAGAGAUGGUGUGCAAAGAGAACGCAGGAAGCUGUUGGAGUGAAUAGUGUAAAGAGACACAGCAUUCUGCAAUAAGUGUAAAUCGGUGUGCUGCUCCUCCUGUUAUUGUAAACUGUGUGCACUAACACCAAACUGAUUUCGAACCUUUAAUCAUCUUGUAAAUAGAUGCACACCAUCAGAAUCUGAGAAUAUCUGUGGUUAAGAUGUUUACAUACAGACAGACCAUGGUACUGAAGUUUAGUGGUUCCAUUUGAGGCAUCUGUAAAUAACACUAGUAAUAAGAUGGACACUAGAAGUAUACAUGUCUCACUAAGAAUUGUUUAAAUUGGUAAAGGAAAAUAAUUUUUGAUUUUUUUGUUUGUUUCUUCUGUAAGCAUUAACUAACUUAGGGUAAUAUUGAUAAAACUCCAACAGUUUUAUUUGCACAGAUGACUUUGAAAGGAAACUGGAAUCAUGAGGAAAUUGUGAGAGACGCUGUGAGACUUGUUUGGUGUCCUUGUUCCCACACAGUGUCAAGUGGGAAAAACUGAAGGUUACACUUUUUGGCAAUAUUUCUCAAUCAUUUUUAUUUUACAAAAAUACAAGAGUAAGUAACUCAAACAAAACCUCCUCCAGAUUCUCUUUUAAGCCCUUUCCGAAACACACAGUUGAAAGCGAAUGGCUUUAUAGUUGUAGUAACUUCAACCUACCAAAUGGAGGCACUGGCAGUGUUACUUGGUAGGUGAAUUUCUCAGUAGGCUUCUCCACUCCUCACUCUCUAUGAAACUUGUUUUCUCUCACUUGUUACAUGGCUACAAAACUUUUUCUUGUUCUACUUAUUUUUUAAGUUUUUCUUUCAAUCAUCAUAAAAUUAGCACAUAUUUUACAACAUUCAAGCUGACAAAAUGUCAAAUCUUACAUCGUAGAGAUUAGGUAUCGUCUGUGGGUGGGUUUACACCGUUCUGAGCUUUGACACAAACUCAGAUCAUGUACUAAAAGGUGUGAAUAUAAGCCAAUUAUUCUAAAUAAAGGACAUAUUAACAUAAAUAUAUUCAGGUUCGCAAGUUAACAGGAUUGUGAACCUGUUAGCUCAUGUCUGCAUAUCUGCAGUUAAGAAUAGUAACUCUACCGUUGCCAAAUCAGCGAUUUUCUUCUAUACAUUUCAGACGAAAAAUCUUUUUUGGCCAAAAUUUAAAUGGCCAGGUCAGGUUUCUUAAUGAUUGUCAAGCUGUAAUCAGCCAGAAAACUGCAAUUGGUGCACCCCUAAAAGUGACCCAAAACUAAUAACUAAUUUAAACAGCACUCUUCCUUCUACAAUGCCAUAUUCAGUGAAGAGUGAAAUGUAAUUACAACAAAGCUGCAGCUGCAAACAUGACAUGCAGCCUUCCAAGGUUUGAGAAUUCCUUCUGGACUAAAGAGGCUUUGAACAAACAGCCUGAUGACCCAGAACUCUUAACUUGGAAAUUCACUCGUCUUCACAACCUACUAAACUUUCUCCACCAAACACAAGAUUGCCAGACUUUUAUUCUGUUCUAUAAUAUAGAAUAUUUAGUUCAUUCACCAAACAAUAUAUGUUAUAGCACAGUGUAAGAUAAGGACGAGUAUACAUCUGCAGCAUCCCUUUAUUUUUUACUCUUACACUCAAAUUCACUGUUCUAUAUAUUUUUGUUCAUGUAUGUUAUAUGCAGUAUGAUAUGUUCUGAGUGCACAGGAAGACUUUAUUUCACAGGUUCUUUGCAUUGAUAGAUUCCGUUUAAAUUAAUAUUUCUGACUUUUCUCAGUUGUUACCUUUUCCCUUGUCUCCUCCUUUAUGCAGGGAUAAACUGCACAUGAUGAAAAACAUGUUGCCAUUCUUUACUGAAUCCAUCAUUUCAAUCUACUGCUUUCUUUACCCAACUGUUCAAUUUGUUACCCAAAGCAGAUAAAGAUGGCUGCCUUUUUCACUUUGAAGAACGAUCAAAUGUUAUUUCGGAAAGACUCAAUUUUUUUAAUCAAAUGCCUUAUUAGCCACCAAUGGGAAUCAACUAAGAAUAAAAUUGAAAAUAACAUCUCAAGUCGUAUUUACUGCAGUAGGUGCGAUGCAGGCGAUGCAAAUCAUUGUCACUUUCCACUGCAAACCCAGCUUCUCUUAUCAGGUAAUGUGUAAAAAUAAGUUAUGUUUUUGCAGAAAUCUGCAUGUUAGGCUUUGAAGUGUGAUAGGAGAAUAUUGUUGCCAUUCAUAGGUGUGUGCCUCAGAUAGCAGUUUUUAUGCUCAGCCCAAGGAUGAGUACUGGAGAAACGUUGGAACAGCAUCUGCUCAGCCAUGCCAGUUAAGUUUUGAACCACACUUCAUUUUUAAUCUGAUUAGGCUACAUAUACAUAUUCAUAAUUAUUUUAAGAUCAUCUUAGAUUCAGCAAUAGUAUUAACUGUAUAACUACUUGCUGAGUAAUAAGUUUAGAAAGUCAGAACAAGAAAGUGGCUCAGUCAGAUUUUGCUAAGGCUAGUUUAGUACAGCUGUUAGUGAGGAGUAUCACAGAAAACAUGAUUUCUGGUGAUAAUCACAUGUUUUUUAAUUUGUCACCAAACUUUAUUCCCAGUUUGCACAAGGCUUUGAAGAAGAGAAAAUGUUAAGGUUCUUUUAUGGUGUACAAAUUGUUUGGUCUAAAUCACUGUUCAUAAAGAAAAUGCACCAGUGGAAAUAAAUCACAUAAACUCCUCAGAGGUUAGAAUUCAUGACUUUACUUUUUUUUAUUUGUCACUUAAAGAUUUUUUUGGGGUGAUGUAAUCUCAGUGACUGAUGAAAGAAUAAAUAAAUAAAUAGAUGUUCAAUAUAUCA
Poeciliopsis prolifica (blackstripe livebearer) is the source of this 4168-nucleotide messenger RNA. It is a transcript of the gene rab42a, whose product is annotated as RAB42, member RAS oncogene family a. Bases 317 to 973 code for a protein of 218 amino acids. NCBI's taxonomy places the organism in Eukaryota, Metazoa, Chordata, Actinopteri, Cyprinodontiformes, Poeciliidae. Gene Ontology annotation, biological process: Rab protein signal transduction. The record is from RefSeq and is a predicted model, not a curated record. Gene Ontology annotation, cellular component: Golgi membrane. Gene Ontology annotation, molecular function: GTPase activity; GTP binding. The transcript has 2 exons.